Messenger RNA from Pomacea canaliculata, 3172 nucleotides. RefSeq names its product putative cystathionine gamma-lyase 2. The transcript is spliced from 13 exons. Lineage: Eukaryota; Metazoa; Mollusca; Gastropoda; Architaenioglossa; Ampullariidae. The coding region runs from base 540 to 1757 and encodes 405 amino acids. Gene Ontology annotation, cellular component: cytoplasm. Gene Ontology annotation, molecular function: pyridoxal phosphate binding; cystathionine gamma-lyase activity. The record is from RefSeq and is a predicted model, not a curated record. Gene Ontology annotation, biological process: transsulfuration.
CUGCCCAACAGGGUGUAUUGGAUUUAUCAGGGGGUGGAGGAAGGGGAUGCCUGGCUUCACAUUUCACAUGGAUGCCCUAAGCAUGGCUAACCAUGCACAUACAAUUCACUGCCCCUAGGUCACUAGGCUAUGGGAUCAACUACCUUUUAUCUUCAUUCAAAUGAACAGACUGUUUAGGCUUACUGUACAUUAAAUGUGAUAAAAGUAGCAUACUGAUGAAAUCAUCACAUAUAAAAGAGGAAGAUUUAGUCUUUAUAAAUGCGGACACUCUCUCUUUAAAAGAGUUGAAAACAUCAUGAAUGAUGUUGGAUAGAAUUCGAGGAUAAGAUUGGAGGUAGGGACAUAUGAUGACCUUGGAGAUAAGAAGCACGAUGUCACCGCCAGGUAAUAUGCCGAAAGAAAGCAAGUCACGCAGUGUUGAUAGUACAGCUGCACUCAUAUAAAAGUAAAGAUAUCGGUCUAGUUUGUCCAAAUCUUUUGUCGUGUUUCCAGUCUGUGCAGGACGACUUCAGUAGCCCGUACUGCUCAGAAAGGAAAGCAUGACUGCGCAGAAUAAAGAGGAGUUCGCAGGAAGGCUGGAUGACAACAGUUAUGAACUAGAGACCCUGGCCUGCCACGUGGGGCAGAAUCCGCAGCAGCAUCAUUCGCGUGACAUCGUGGCGCCCAUCUCGCUGUCCACAACGUUCGCCUUGGAUGAACCGCAGGACCACAGUAGAUACCGAUACACCAGAGUUGGUAAUCCAACACGAAACAGCCUCCAGGAAUGCCUCGCUGCAAUAGAAGGAGCAAAACACGCCUUCGUCUUCUCAUCGGGGAUGGCAGCUACACUGAACAUCAUGUUUCUCCUACGUGCUCACGAUCACGUGGUUUGUGGGGCAGACGGCUACGGCGGUACAUACCGGUUUUUCGCUCAAUGUGCAACAAGAAUGGCCAUAGAAACAACCUUUGUGGACUUCGCGGACUUAGAAGUAUUUCGGAAAGCUCUUCGGCCAAAUACCAAGCUGGUCUGGCUUGAACCCGUCUCUAACCCCUCCACGACGGUGGUGGACGUGGGGGCCGUGGUGCAGAUGACCAGGAAUCACGCUCCGCACGCGCUCAUUGUGGCCGACAACACCUUUCUCACACCCUGCUUGCAGAAACCUCUGGAGUAUGGCGUUGACAUAGUCCUCUAUUCUCUAACAAAAUACAUGAAUGGGCACUCCGAUGUUCUGAUGGGGGCUGUUGCCCUCAACGACGACACUCUUGCUGCAGAAUUCAAGAAUCUUCAGGACUGGAUGGGGAGUGUUCCGUCGCCGUUUGACUGCUUUCUGGUGAACCGUGGUCUGCGAACGCUUCCGCUGCGCAUGCUGAGACACGGUGACAGCGCCCUGCAGGUGGCGCAAGCACUGGAGAAGAACCCGCGUGUUUCGCGCGUGCUUUACCCAGGUUUACCAUCACACCCUCAGCAUGAGCUGGCUAAAAAACUGCUGAAGGGAAACUGCGGAAUAGUCAGCUUUAUCCCCAAAGGAAACCAGGAACAAACCGUCGCCUUCGUGAAGAACUUGAAGAUCUUUACCCUGGCCAUCAGUCUUGGAGGACACGAAAGCCUCGCGGCAAUGCCGUGUUACAUGACUCAUGCGUCCGUCCCGACAGAUGAGCUCCUGGCUCUGGGCAUCACUGACAACUUCGUGCGCCUCUCGGUGGGCCUGGAAAACCCACGUGACCUCAUAGAUGAUCUCGAGCAGGCUAUACUCAAAGCGAUUCCAGAUGUACAGUGAGAGAAAAACCCAGAAAACAUGAGUGCAGCCUCUUUUAGAAGUGCCACUCCCUCCCCAGAAAGGAACGAGAGCAUAAAGAAGUGAGACAAAGAAGUAAGCCUACAGAUGCUGGUAACUGAUAAAUGGAGACAAGAAGCAGUAGAACCUUUUCGACCGAAGAAGAUACUUUCCCUAGCAGUAUCAGUAGAUGCAGGUGUUGCAAAAAUAUAUUUCAAAUUCAGCUAUGUAAACAUGUAUUAUGUUACACAAACAGUCACUCAGACGAUAACUCACUCCACGAACGGACGCACUUGGUCCACAUGCUUAGAACAGUGAAAUGCGGAUUCCAUAUUUCCCAUUAAGGGAGUAUAUACCUGUUGAAAUAUAUAUAUAACGGCUUUCCACCAGUCCUAGUAUCCUAGCAGUUUCUCUACACAGGGUCGUAAGGUCAAGGGUCACGUAAACCUAAAAAGUGUGUGUGUGUGUGUGUGGGGCGGGGCAGAGCAAUAGCUGGAAUGGCAAGAGAUAGAUAGUUACAUCUGACAUCUGCAUACGUCUGUACAUAUCUCUGGUUUCUUGCAUUCGUGUACAAAAAUUAUUCAGAAUUUGGAGAGCUUGGCGCCGGCUUCACGCCCAGCAGCAGAGGCCAUGCGAGGUAAAAAAUAUUCGCAUUAAGGAGCCAGGCACUGUAGGAUAUUGUCCCUGCUCUACCUGCAGAUAUAGUUAACACUAAAGUUUCAGGUACUUACGACCUCAGCCUCCAAAACUUACCUUACAAAUACCAUUAAAUUUACACCUGUCAGCAAGAUCCGACUUUUAAGCACCACGAGCAGGCGAUAAAUAGACGGCAUCUUACCGAUUAAGAUAGGGUAGAAGCACAUAAAGGCAGGGCGGAUUUUUUUUAAGUUGGGGGAAUGGGGGUUGAGGAAGCGGGGAAAGGUUGGGGAAAGGAAAGCCAAAGUAGAAGUAGACGAAGGAGAGCGUGCAUCCUACGCAGACUGCAAAUAACCGCGGGGUAACGAGUUUCUGCCCUCCAUCUUGGAAACACAGGAGUGUGACGAGCCAAGGGAGAUAAUGGGCAUCGCGGUGGGCGGAGUUAGCUCCCCUGUGCGAGUGUGGCCAGCACCACCUGCUUGUGUCAGCAAAGACAAGCAUCAACGGAUCUAACGAGGGCCCCUCCUCCUUCAUCUCCUCCUCUCCUUUCGUCCGUCUGUUGUUUCCAACUAUCAAACGAUUCACCCCAGGGAUGUCAAAAGUAAACAAAUAAAGACAAAUUGUUAGUUACCAAAUAGCAAAAUAGGCAUGCAAUAACUUUUAUAUAAUAAUUAUGUCAACUGUGUAAUGAUAUAAUAUUUAAUCAUUUGUACUAUCAUGUAUCAAAUAUUAUUAUGACAUAACAAAUGAAACAAUAUAAGCAUAAUACAUAGACAAAAAUC